Paraphaeosphaeria sporulosa is the source of this 2664-nucleotide messenger RNA. RefSeq lists its product as uncharacterized. Gene Ontology annotation, cellular component: nucleus. Gene Ontology annotation, molecular function: zinc ion binding; DNA-binding transcription factor activity, RNA polymerase II-specific; DNA binding. The record is from RefSeq and is a predicted model, not a curated record. Gene Ontology annotation, biological process: regulation of DNA-templated transcription; DNA-templated transcription. The coding region runs from base 1 to 2664 and encodes 887 amino acids. Lineage: Eukaryota; Fungi; Ascomycota; Dothideomycetes; Pleosporales; Didymosphaeriaceae. The transcript is spliced from 4 exons.
AUGCCGCCGACUCCGCCGUCGACGACCUCGUCGAAUUCGGGUCACUCGCCGCCUGACCCCCAGUUCAGGGUUGUCCGGAAGCGCAACCGCGUCCCUCUGUCCUGCGGGCCCUGCAGGCAUCGAAAACUGAAAUGCAAUCGUGGCCACCCGUGCGAUAACUGCACCAAGCGGGGAGAUACCGCAUCAUGUACGUACGCAACUCCAGGCAACCGCAAGAAGAGCGCGUCCAGCACUGGCUCCGCCACUACUCCAGAUGACAUGCAAAAUCGCAUUGACCGUCUUGAAGGAUUGGUUCUUUCUUUGAUGACCAAUGGCGCCCAAAGUGCUGGACCAGCCGCCGCGCAAGCAGCAAUUGCCGCCAGUAUCAAUGGUAGCAAUAGCUCGGUCGAUCAGCCCUAUGACAUCAGCCCCGAAUCAAUACCUGAGGAAGAUGCUGGCGACGAAAGCGAAGUCGAGAAUGUCACCAAAUCAAUUGGUGUCAUGAAGGUUGACAACAACCGUGCGAUUUUCGCAUCAGAAGCGCAUUGGUAUGCGAUUUUAGGAGAAAUUUCGGAGGUGAAGAACUAUUUUCACGAUCACAAGAAGCAGUACGAAGAGCAGCUCAAGCGCUAUAAAGCGACGCACACGGACGACAUGAACAUCGGAACCGCCUUCCUCUUCGGCAGCCAGAAGCCCAUGACCCAACCCGAACUACUCCAGCGGUUCCCGCCGAAGCAGACCGCCGACAUCCUAGUAUCUCGAUACUUCAAUACAUACGAUCCGGGAAUCCACAUCAUACAUGGGCCGACCUUCCAGAAGCAAUAUGACAACCAUUGGAUGAACCCCAAUGACACGCCCGUCAUAUGGCUUGGUCUGGUGUUCGCCAUGAUGUGCAUAGCGCUGCAAUCGUACACACGGGCAGGUGAUGAGCCUCCAGAGUACCGUGGCCGAUCGUGGGCCAUGUCGAACGAAUACCGGGAGUACACGGCGCAGUGUUUGGCUGCAGCGGAUAUCACAUCGCCCAUCACAAACAUGCUGGAGACGAUGAUUCUACAUACCUACGCCGACUACGCCCGCAGCAGGGACUCCCAGGCCGGCAUGAUUGUCAGCACAAGCAUAAUCGUGCGACUGGCCAUGCGGAUGGGGCUACAUAGAGACUCGGGACCAUACGCAGGCAUCACGGCCUUCCAGGGAGAGAUGCGGCGAAGGGUCUGGGCAGCCAUCCGAUCCAUGGAUCUUCUGUUCUCUGCGCAGGCUGGGUUACCGCCAGUUGUCCGACCGCGCGAUACGAAUACCGAGAUCCCGCGCAAUAUCUUUGAUGACGAGCUGUUCGAGGACAUGAGCAUCUUACCACCCUCGCGGCCCGAGGAAGAGGCAACGCCGACAUUGUUCCUCAUUAACCGGACGCGUCUCAUGUACAAGCUCGGGGAAGCUGUUGAGCUUACUGAGGUUCUUACGUGCGCCUCGUAUGAAGAGGUCAUGAAGCUUGAUAAUCAAGCGCGAGAGCUGCACGACAGGAUAUCACCCCAUCUCAAAAUACGUUCAAUGGACGAAUCCGCGCGAGAUCCAUCAACUCUCAUUAUGCAGCGCUUUACGCUCGAGCUGCUGUUCCUCAAGAUUAUAUGUGUGCUUCACCGAAAGUUCAUAUCUGCGUCCAGAGUCAACGCUCGGUUUGGCUAUUCACGACGCGCAUGCAUCGAUGCGUCAAUGAAGAUGCUCCAGCACCAGGCUACGCUCCACCGUGAGUGCCAGCCAGGCGGGAGACUACGUAACGUCAAGUGGUUCAUCUCUUCGCUCACUACGGUCGACUUCCUACUCGCGGCGAUGAUAGUAUGUUCCGAUCUGUAUCACACCGCACGACAAGAACGACAUGGAAGGAGAGACUCCACGGACAUGUACUACUGGAGCGAAGACCGGCGGAACGAAAUGAUUGAUGCGAUCGAGACGGCUGUCGGCAUUUGGGAUGGUCUGAAAGAGCACUCGAUGGAGGCUUACAAAGCGCAUGCAACACUCAGCGUCAUGCUAGGCCAACUGAAGGGAAGUCAUUCACGAUCACAGACGCAGAGCUUCUCCAAUACACCAGCCUUCAACACGUCGACUGCGAUGGACGAUGCCAAUGUGGCGCCUGAGCACUCGGCUGCGAUGACGCUGGGCAUGCUUAGCACGGGCGGCAUGACACCCAACUCGGCCAACAUGUUCGAGACACGAUACCCACCGUCCAUGGCGAACCUGCUCAACGAUCCUGUGCCGCAGCAACCGACCGGCUUGACGCCCAACUUUGGAGCCGCUCCAAAUGGCGCGAAUGGCGAGAUGCGCGCUCCCAGUCCAUUCUCCAAUCUCUUCGGAGGCGGCUUCCAGAACAUGGACUUGCCGAGCGCGGACAACAUUGACUGGAAUGCAUGGGACUCGUACAUCCAGGGGCCGAGCAUGGACGCGACGAACUCGUUCUUCCCCAUGGACUUGGGUGGCAUGCCAAUGCAAACGGAUGGGUUGCCCAACAGCGUCCCGACGAGCGGGCAGCCAAAUGCCAACAUGUUUGCUGCAAAUGGCGGACCCUUCAUGGGCGUGAGUAUACCUGCAAAUGAUGUCGACACGUUGUCUUAUGACCUCCAGGCACCGCAAGAUCCGAAAACGUCGUCAGGGGAUGGUUACGUGAUGGGCUUCGCGCUGCCAAAGUCGUCGUAA